UCAAGCCAUCAACAAAAUGUGUAAAUUGUUCGCUCUCGCUGCUUUAUUGGCUGUGGUUGCUGCCCGCCCAGAACCACAUCUGUCUGCUCCAGUAGUCUAUGCCGCUCCUGCUGCAGCUACUACUUAUAUCCAGGAGCCCACAUUGGCAAAAGUAGGUGCUGUAGUGAAGAGCAUUCCAACAGCUGUUUCCCACCAGAGUGUUACCCAGGUUCAUAGUACGCCUGUCAUCGAGGAUGUUGUGGCACCAGUGGUUAAAACGACAACCCUGCAUGCUGCUGCUCCAAUUGUGAAGACUUUAGCUCCAGUGGCAUAUUCCGCGCCAGUUGCUCCAUUGGCGUACUCUGCCCCAGUGGCUUACAGCGCUCCUGUAGCUGCUUAUCACGGGUCUCCUUUCACCUAUGCUGCUGCUGCUCCAGUUCUUCCUUACCACACCCCUCUGGCAUAUGCUGCUCACGCUUGGUAAGACAAGGAGAAAGAGAGUUGAAAGAUUUUUCACGGACACUAUCAAAACAUAAA
This is a messenger RNA of Drosophila willistoni, 516 nucleotides long. RefSeq names its product cuticle protein 16.5. The record is from RefSeq and is a predicted model, not a curated record. The transcript is spliced from 2 exons. Bases 17 to 463 code for a protein of 148 amino acids. NCBI's taxonomy places the organism in Eukaryota, Metazoa, Arthropoda, Insecta, Diptera, Drosophilidae.